Molecule: messenger RNA, 594 nt
Organism: Ylistrum balloti
Lineage: Eukaryota; Metazoa; Mollusca; Bivalvia; Pectinida; Pectinidae
Exons: 2
Coding region: 1-594 (197 amino acids)
Source: RefSeq, a predicted model, not a curated record
AUGGACGAUGAACAACUGCGCAGUAUAGUGCGGAAUUUGACGAAUACUGCAAUAGACAAUGCAAUGGACAAAAUCUUUACAGAGGUAAUGGCCGAAGAUCUUGACCAAGGGGUGGAUGAUAUUGUGAAACUGACCAUUGGAAAGUCAAUUACCGCUAUACGCGAUGGUAGAACUUCCUCAACAGAUGAUAAGAUGAAGGAAUGGUCAGGACAUUUUGAUAAAGAAGUAAGCGAUAUUGUAGAGUUGACCAUUGGACAAUCGGUGACCGCCAUCCGCAAAGGUCAAACAUCGCCGACUGGUAAUAAGAUGGAAGGACUGUUCAAAACAACAUCGGAAGUAACAACUGUCACAUCAGGAAGUAAUCCACUGAAGGUUUGUGACGCGGGAAUCAAGCAAGACGUGACAGGAAGUGGAAGUGACAGCCAGCUACAAACUGCAACUCGAAACAUCGUCCAAGGUGGCAGCAGUGGCGCCUCAGUCGGCAAGCAGACGUCACGUCCAUCCAAGGUCGCAAAGAAGAAAGGCUGGAUCCGUAAAAACCUGUUGUGCUGCUUCGUCAGACAGACUUCCACAGUGGAACCAAGUUGUAAAUAA